Messenger RNA from Anoplopoma fimbria (sablefish), 3237 nucleotides. RefSeq lists its product as uncharacterized. Gene Ontology annotation, molecular function: phospholipid binding; actin filament binding. The record is from RefSeq and is a predicted model, not a curated record. Lineage: Eukaryota; Metazoa; Chordata; Actinopteri; Perciformes; Anoplopomatidae. Gene Ontology annotation, cellular component: cortical actin cytoskeleton; plasma membrane; cell junction. The transcript has 10 exons. Bases 81 to 2741 code for a protein of 886 amino acids. Gene Ontology annotation, biological process: muscle cell development; actin cytoskeleton organization.
CGUACGACACGCACACAUGGCCACUGAAGGAAGGCAGAAGGAAGAAGAGCUCACAGAAGAGUGGGGAUGGGGUAGAGGCUAUGGCCUACAUAAAGAAUCCCCUGCUGAGGGACAUCGACACAGAAUGUGCUGGAGAAUACAGCACUAUUCCAUAUGUGGUCUCAAAGGGCCCAACAGCAAAUCAUGCGAAAAGCCACUGCAGAUUCCUCUCUUUGGGCUCUGUGCUGAGCUUUGACCUACCUAAGGACAUGAGCCUCAUCCCCAGCAUUCAAGACAUCAUUACCAUCGCCCCUCCGGAGUCCAAAAAGGGAGCAGGGACUGAUCCUGACCCCCACUCCCAGAGACACACAGCCCUGAGCUCCUUCAAACAGACUCGACCCCCUCCUGCCGUCACACACAGCUCAGCAGAGCUCAGUUUUUCUGACACACGGACUGCGACGGCUGUAGUGAAAGAUGUGCCUGAUGUGGAAAAGAUUCCCCAAAUGCAACCUCCUCUCUCCUCGGAAAGAGAUGAGGACCGGACUGCCCCGUGUACCGGCCUGUCUAAAACCCAGUACAGCCGGCACAAGUGCGCAGAACAGGAGUGGGACAGAAUGUCAUCAGAGGUCAAAACCAGUACAGCUGAAAGAGAUGGGACAAGCCAGCAUUCCAAAUUCCCUAUUUAUGUGAACCACGGCCAAAAUACAGCUGCACAUAAACACGAGUGCCCCAGUGUCCACACGCUCAUCCGAGACCUAAAUGGACACCAGUAUCAUAAACACGCAAGACCCCAGAGUGUGCAUGAAGAGAGUCCUAGACUGCAGUGUCAAGCUUCUCAUAUGGUCGUGAAUUUGAAGUCAACGGUGAGCGUUCGCCAGGACUCGGUAGACUCCGGAAUCUCCACCUCCAGCAGCAUCAAGCUUUGCCCUGAGGCCCCAUGUCCAGAUAAGCCCAAGGGCAUGGUGGGGAGGCUCAUGUCCUUUGAGGUGGGGGGUCUAGACUGCGCUAAGACGAAGGAUAACACUUUAACAUCAUCGGCUUCAUCAGCAGAGCCCGAAACGGAGCCCGUCGACCUCGACCGCCAGCAGUUUGAGGAGGAAGAGGAGGAGCUGGAGGACAUCUGGAACCGGACUACGAAGUACAGACAGAGCAUCUGCUCAGACAUCAUGUACCAGCCCAACCACGCACCCUCAGACCAAUCUAAGGAGAACCUCUCACGCUCACCUUCGCCCAAGACCCCGGCCGUGCUCUACAGGAACCUGGUCACAGCCUCAGCACCCAACCUCCUCGUGGCGGAGUUUAAACUGCCCCCCUACCUUCAUAGCUUGCUGGGUUACGACAAAGAGCAGAGCCCCAAAGGUCGCCUGCCUCCGUUGGCCACGGGAGACAGGAGGUCCUGGGCGGCGUUUCCUAACAGGGAACCGGCCGGCAAGACCUCAGUGGCUGUGAAUGAGACGGCGUCCGAUCCAGUGAAGCUGCCAGAUGUGGCGGACAAUCAGAGAUAUAUCUAUCAAUACAGAGAGGAUGAGGAAGAGGAGGAGGCAAAGGUGGGGGAGGAGAUGGACGAGCAUGCAGGUUCUUUGAAGGACCAGUCUAUGGGUCUAGUGUCAGUUCACAUGGGUUUGGACGGGGUCUGUCGGGAAAGAAAAGCCUCGCAAAGCCCUGACAACACGGAGAAGCAGGAAGAAUCGACGGCCACAGGAGGGCGAUGUAUCACCCUGAGUGGAAAGCCAGAGCUGCAGUCUAUGGAGGGAACGCUUGAAAGAAAGCACAAGCUGCAGCUGGGAGGAAAGAAAGCUGCCUCCAGAGGCUGGAACUCCUACCAUGCCGUCCUAUACAGACACACCUUGUGCUUCUACCAGGACAGAAAGGAUACUCUGAGGAGCUCUGCAUGUGGCCUGCCGCUGAACCUCAUGGGAGCUGAGUGUUCACCUGCACCAGAGUACACCAAGAAACCCAACUGCUUUCAGCUACGGCUCCGCGAUGGCUCGGAAUAUCUGCUCAAUGCCUCCUCGUGCUUCAUGAUGAAGAAAUGGAUGAUGAAAAUACAAGCAAACACAGGUCGGAGUGAGUUUGCGUCUUCAGGUGUCCCCGCUGAUCCAGACCUCCCCAUUUCCCUAAAGCCCUUCCUCUGCUCCGGUUGCCACGGUCUCGCCAAAUGCCACUGCUCCUCCCGCCGUGAUGUCACCUCCACGUUCCCCAGGCGCAAACCGCCGGGCGCUGCCCAAACCAAGGAGAUAUUUGUCCUCACCAGAGAGUUCGGUCACGUCCCGCAGAGUCAUUUAAGGAGUGUGGAUGAGCGGUCGACCAUCCCACCCUCAGAAGCAGGUCGCCGCGAUGACGAUGAUGAAGACAGUUUAAAGCAGACACUGACUCACAGGCUGUCUGGAUCAUCCAGAGACAACACCUCCUCCUCCACCUCCUCCCCUCUCUCCCCUGUCUCCAGCUGCGAGGAUUGGCUCAGCAACAAGCGUCGCUCCCACUCCUUCACGUCAGCAACGUUUCAGAGGAUCAAACCCAUGUUGCACACACCUGGAGGCAGAGGCCCGGAAAGAGGCUCCAACUACUGUGUGACUCUGGUGGUUGGAGACAAGUCGUCAGACGGGCCGUCUGUAAGCAGAAGCUCUGAGCCGCCGCUGAUGGCUGCUGCUGGAUGGCAACAGGACACCAGUCAGGACUCUGCUGUGAGGAGCUACACCAGCCUGCCGAGGCCACGCAACAAGUCCGUCUUCAAAAAGUUCUUCGGGAAAAGGGACGUUUGAGUUUUCCUUUUUUUACUAAUAAAGGUUUUUACUAAUAGUUUCUAAUGUGCAGUGCACAUAUUUGUUGAAAAGCAAAAAAAAAAACACUACUACUGACUGUAUUUAUGAUCGGAAGAGCUACCACAGUUUAUUUUUGAUGUGUUUUAUAUAAAUCACUUCCAGUCCUUCUGAGUGUUUAUAUUGUUCUUUUUCACUUUUUCUUAUGAAUGAACAAUACUGUGUGAGUGUGCACUGUGUAGUUGUAGAUGUGAUUCUUUGAAAAACACGUCUUAUUUCAUAUUUCCUUUUAUAGUUUUUGGAUUGUUGAGUUACUGAGUAAAGAGUCCCUGUAUAAAGAACCCGACCUGCUCAGUAGAUAAUCAGUUUAGAAACUGACUCAGUAUUGGCCAAGCAUUAACAAUAUCCUGACACUUCAUGUGUACAGCGUGUGGAGCACCAAAACAUUUUCUUCCUUAUAAUAAAAUCAGCAGUUUGAUACUGCUUGAGCUUGUUUGAU